UUGCUGGGCUAUCUCUUCAACUGGUGUCUUCAUGGAGCGUUGUCCGUCCAAGUUUACCUUUUUUAUCUGUCAUUUCCGAAGGAUAGAACAGUCACCAAGGCUCUGGUGUACAGUGUCUAUCUUGUAGAGUGCGCACAGACCCUUCUCGUCACCCACGAUGCCUUCAACACAUACGCACUACACUUUGGGGACAUCGCCGUUUUGGAGUCGGCUCAGUUGGAGUGGCUUGCAGUGCCAAUUAUGAGUGGUGUUGUCAGCUGCGCAGUGCAAAUGUUUUAUGCGUAUCGCGCGAGCGUGCUGUCCAGCUCGAAGUUGCUGGGUCUCUGUAUAGCCUUCGUACGUUGCAGACUUCUGCACCACCCACAGUUUGCUUGA
Messenger RNA from Phanerochaete carnosa HHB-10118-sp, 375 nucleotides. RefSeq lists its product as uncharacterized. Lineage: Eukaryota; Fungi; Basidiomycota; Agaricomycetes; Polyporales; Phanerochaetaceae. The transcript has 3 exons. The annotation marks the transcript as partial. The record is from RefSeq and is a predicted model, not a curated record.